AUGGCAAGUUUGCAAGCUAUGCUAGUUAACUAUCGAAAUAAUAAUAUCUUCUACGGCCCGAUGUUGAUGAAGCCGAAGAUCACCAAGAUGGCACGAAAAGAGAUUUUGAUGGGGGCAAAAAAGGAGAUAUCGGUGAAACCAGCUGCAGAUAGGGGAUCCCGUUACUCCAAGCCUCAUAAGGAGAGUUUGAAGGCAGUAUUGAUAGAACAUCCAAAUGAGUUGUACCCGUUACUGAAGCUGUUCAUAGCCAUGAAGAAGGCGGAGCUUCCAAUGUUUGCUGAGCCACACUGGGAAUUUUGUUACUUCAUGCUUCAUAGGCUGUCUAGUAUGAGCGUGCUCAUGAUUCAGCAGCUGGACAACAUCGAGUCUCGUCGUGCGACAUGCCUAUGUUAUUUGAUUCUUCGAGCCCUUGACACCGUUGAGGAUGAUAUGAGUAUACCUACUGAUAUUAAGAUACCGAUUCUGAAGAACUUCCAUCGCUAUAUAUAUGAUCCAAACUGGCACUUUUCAUGCGGGGACCACGAAAGGAAAGAACUCAUGGACAACUUUCAUCAUCUUUCUACAGCCUUUCUCGAACUUGAACAACGUCAGCAAGAAGCAAUUGAAAAUGUUACCAUGAGAAUGGGGGCGGGGAUGGCAAAGUUUUAUAGCAAAGAGGUUAAGACACUUGACGACUAUGAAGAGUAUUGCAGCUGCGUUGGUGGGCUAGCUACUUUGGGGUGGGGAAAAGUUAUCCAUGCCUCGGAGCCAAAAUUCUUGUUUUCUGAUUCGGUUUUGAUUUUGCUUGGCUUAUUAGUCCAGAAAUCUGAUGUCAUUAAAGAUUUUCUUGAGGACAUAAAUGAGAUACCCAAGCCAUCUUGUCAUUGGCCUCGCGAAAUCUGGAGAAAAUAUGUUAAUAAUCUUGAGGACUUGAAAUACGAAGAGAACUCAACUAAGGCCAUUCAAUGCCUAAAUGAGAUGGUGACGGAUGCCUUGGUACAUAUUAAUGAUUGUUUGUACUAUCUGUCCCAGAUGCGUGAUCCAACUAUCUUUAGGUUCUUUGCGAUACUACAGAUUUUUGCAAUCGGAGAGCUAGCUUUAUGCUAUAAUAACAUCCAACUUUUUAGAGGUGAACUAACAUUGAGGCCUGGUCUUGUGGCUCAAAUUUUUGAUCGAACCAGAACAAUGGCAGAUGUUUAUGGGGCUUUUUAUGAUUUUUCUACCAUCCUUAGGUCCAAGGUUGACAUGAAUGAUCCGAAUGCCAUAACAACAAUUAGCAGGAUAGAAGCGGUUCAAAAAACUUGCAGGGACUCGGGAACCCUUACUAAAUGGAAAUCCUAUGUGGUUAAGAAAGAGCCAAACUACAAACGACCUUUGGUAACAGUAUCUUCUUUUUUUUAA
This is a messenger RNA of Erigeron canadensis, 1380 nucleotides long. RefSeq names its product squalene synthase-like. The coding region runs from base 1 to 1380 and encodes 459 amino acids. NCBI's taxonomy places the organism in Eukaryota, Viridiplantae, Streptophyta, Magnoliopsida, Asterales, Asteraceae. The record is from RefSeq and is a predicted model, not a curated record. Gene Ontology annotation, molecular function: squalene synthase [NAD(P)H] activity. The transcript has 12 exons. Gene Ontology annotation, cellular component: endoplasmic reticulum membrane. Gene Ontology annotation, biological process: lipid biosynthetic process; farnesyl diphosphate metabolic process.